Messenger RNA from Lates calcarifer (barramundi perch), 5847 nucleotides. Its product is annotated as frizzled-3. Lineage: Eukaryota; Metazoa; Chordata; Actinopteri; Centropomidae. Gene Ontology annotation, biological process: canonical Wnt signaling pathway; non-canonical Wnt signaling pathway. The transcript has 11 exons. Bases 769 to 3036 code for a protein of 755 amino acids. Gene Ontology annotation, molecular function: Wnt-protein binding; Wnt receptor activity. Gene Ontology annotation, cellular component: plasma membrane. The record is from RefSeq and is a predicted model, not a curated record.
CAAGCCAGCCAGACUUCGACACUGAAUCAUGAGCACAAACAGCGCGCUGUUGGGCUUGGAGACACUGCAGUGACAAACGCACACGGCGCCCAAGAUUGAUUCGCUGUCCUCGCUGUGAUAUUGGCGUGUGUCACCGUGUGUGGUUCUUGCUUCGGAAGACGCCUCACUAAAGCCAACCUUUAAAAAAGGACGUGCUCGGUGAAUCAACUCCGAUGUGGCAACUGAAUGUGAAAGACAGUGUUUUGCGUCUUGUGGAGGAAUCAGCAAAAUCGUUCGGAGGAUAAUGACAGGUCGUGGGCUCGGUCUCGGGUGAUUCUUUGAAACAUCACUUGAAACAGCAAGAGUGAGGGGAGACGACAACGGAGUGGAAGAAAGAGACUUGCAGUAAUCCAGCAGCAGACAGCUGAUGGUGGAGCUGUUAUCUCAGGGACAUGCUUUGGGGAUGGAACAAGGGAAAUCUCUCUUUGAGCAGGGGAGAAUCAGGAGAUGGAGAGAAACCAUAUAAUGUUUUUCCUUUCUUUUUUCUUUUUUUAAAUGAGAAACAAUUCACAUAGUGUGUAUAAAAGAACAUUCUGAGACACUACAAGAAAAGCAAAUACCACAAUGGCUUUUGAAUUUGAAGACUGAUACAAAGAGCAGAUUCAAUCAGGGCCUACAGAUGAAUUGGUACUCCACCACUGUUCAGGGUACAUUUCCAGAGUGCACCCACGUUGUGGAUUCCUUGCUUUAUCUCUGCCACUGACCCUAAAACGGAUUCAAUUGCUUCUAAUGUUAAGAGGCUUUAAAAACAAUUGCUGCAUAUCUUCAAGACUUGGUUUUCUGGAUGAUGAUAUAAUCAACAGUCUGAGCUGCUGUGGAGCAAUGUUGGACACUAAGAUGCAAGCACCUGUUGGAAGAGGAUGUAUGAAAGACUGGUUUUCAAAAACAAUAGUCCACUGCAGACGGCGAGUUCCUGUCUGUUUUUCUUUCCUCCUCAUCUCUGUGUUCCUACUGCUCUUCUCCCUGGUUACACCCACUCUGUCCAUUCAUAUGGAGUCUAUAGAGAGCCACAGUGAGUUUAGCUGUGAGCCCAUCAGACUGAGAAUGUGCCAGGAUCUGCCUUACAACACCACCUUUAUGCCCAAUCUACUGAAUCACUAUGACCAGCAGACAGCCGCACUAGCUAUGGAGCCUUUUCAUCCCAUGGUAAACCUUGUGUGCAGCGCUGACCUGAGGAUGUUCCUGUGCGCCCUGUACGCCCCUGUGUGCACGGAGUAUGGCCGGGUGUCCAUGCCGUGUCGAUCCCUCUGCCAGCGGGCCAAAGAUGAGUGCCACAAACUCAUGGAGAUAUUUGGAGUAGCCUGGCCGGAUGACAUGGAGUGUAGCAGGUUCCCAGAUUGUGAUGAACCCUAUCCUCGUCCAGAGGACCUGCUAACAGGCUCUGACCCCACUGACCAGUCAUCCAUGACUGUGCAGAGAGACUACGGUUUCUGGUGCCCCAGAGAGCUCAAAGUUGACCCAGACCUGGGUUACACUUUCAUGGGCAGGAAGGACUGUUCUGCCCCAUGUCCCUCAAUGUUUUUUAACCAGCAGCAGCUGACCUUCACCCGAUACUUCAUAGGAGUCGUCUCCAUUGUCUGUCUGUCUGCAACGCUUUUCACCUUCCUGACAUUUCUCAUCGAUGUUACCAGGUUUCGAUACCCUGAGCGUCCAAUAAUCUUCUACGCUGUGUGUUAUGUCAUGGUGUCGCUGGUGUUUUUCCUUGGUUUCCUGUUGGAAGACAGGGUAGCAUGCAAUGCAGUCAGCCCUUCUCAGUUCAGAGCUUCAACCAUAACACAGGGCUCACACAACAAGGCAUGCACUCUGUUCUUCAUGGUCCUGUAUUUCUUCACCAUGGCCGGCAGCGUGUGGUGGGUCAUACUGACAAUCACUUGGUUCCUGGCCGCUGUGCCUAAAUGGGGCAGCGAGGCCAUUGAGAAGAAAGCCCUGCUCUUCCACGCUGUUGCCUGGGGGAUCCCAGGGGCCCUGACUGUCACCCUGUUGGCCCUGAAUAAAAUUGAAGGAGAUGGGAUCAGUGGAGUGUGUUUCAUAGGGCUGUAUGACAUAGAUGCCCUGAGGUGGUUUGUUCUGGCACCACUCUGCCUCAAUGUGGCGGUGGGUGUCUCUCUCCUGUUAGUGGGCAUCGUGGCUCUGAAUCGGGUGCGCAUGGAGAUCCCCCUGGAGAAGGAAAACCAGACCAAACUAGUCAAGUUUAUGAUCCGGAUGGGAGUGUUCUCUGUGCUCUACCUUGUCCCCCUUUUGACUGUGAUUGGAUGCUACCUGUACGAACACACCUACCGCAACAUUUGGGAGACAACAUGGAUGGAGGAGAACUGCAGACGCUACCACAUCCCCUGCCCAUACAAGGUGGAGCAGACCAGUCACCCAGUCAUGGUUUUGUUCCUGAUUAAAUACUUGAUGAUGCUGGUGGUGGGGAUUCCCUCCGUUUUCUGGGUUGGCAGUAAGAAGACCUGUUUUGAAUGGGCCAGCUUCCUGCAUGGACGCAGACGCAAAGACAGUGGAGUGAAUGAGUCUCGCCAGGUGCUGCAGGAGCAGCCAGACUUUGCCCAGUCUCUGCUGCGUGAACCCAACACUCCCAUUAUCAGGAAGUCCCGAGGAACAUCCACUCAGGGCACGUCCACCCACGCCUCCUCCACCCACUUGGCCGUCCUAGACGACCUUGACGAACCAGUAAGAACUCAUCACGGCCACCCCGCCUCCACCAGGAGUAAAGCCAGCAGCGUCCACAGCAAGGCCAGCUACCACGGCAGCCUACGCCGCACUCGAGAUGACAGGAGCGAUACUAUGGUUUACAGAGGUACAGAGGAGCGCAGUUUCCAUGGUAGCAUGCCUCGCCUGGACCACCCACUCUCCACUCACAGCAGCCUCCAUCAGAUAGACAGCCACUCAAGGCACAGCAGCCAGCAUGACGAUUCUGAGGCCCCACCCACCCUCAUCACCCACGGAACCACGGCAAGUGACAGCCAAGUUGCUGAGAAUGAUGGCACCAGCGCCUGAGCACAGUCACAAGUUUUACUGGAAAUGAAAUUGUUAGGAUGCAGUCGAUGUCUUUAAAAGGAAGAUUUGCUCCCGACAGAUACACACUUGUCUGUUUAGUGUGUAAGAGUUUCCUCUUGAGAUGGAGAAUGUACCAGUUGGUGCUGUGGUGGUGAUUUUUGUUGUUAGUUCCUCACUGGUUGGUUAACACAGUUCAGUCAGUGAACAUAACCAAUAUGGUGUAGAUUCAGUUUCUUAUUUGAAUUUACGCGGCAGGUGACUCCUGAUUGCUCAACUAAAACAAGCCAAGCAACAAAAACAAAUCCACCUCCUCAGACUUUGGUGACACUUCUCAAGACAUUAUUUGGGAAGAGUUUUGUUAAACUAGACAGAAGCUGAAAAAAUGUUGAAAGAAAGACCGAUGUAUCUCAUGGACAAGAAUGGUCACAGUUUCCUGCAGGUGUAGUUUGGAUGAUACAGUUGGAUGGACACCAGUUUUGAGAGCAUUGUGUCUUGUUUUGUGGUGGUAUUACUUCCUAUUAAUGAUUUUGCAUCAUCGUGCAGGAUGGACCUACAUGAAUAUUGUUAAAUAAGUGAACAGUGCCGAGUAUUGCUUUUGUAACAAUCUUUAAUGGUUUGUCUGCUUUCUUGGUAAAGUCUCACAUCAAACUUGACUUAUUUCAGUCUGAUCUAAUUAUUCCCAAUCUUUGUUUGUCUUAGAUUGCAGCUCUUAAUGAGUGAUGAUUAUUUUUGUGUGGCUUCAGAGACUGACAAAUAUGGGCCUAAUGUGACAUUGUGGACCUCUCUGUGGUUUAGUGAAAUAUUUUUAUACUGUGAAAAAAAUCAUCUGUGUGCUGCUAAAAGCUUCACUAUGUGAGUGAGUGAGUGUGUGUGUGUGUGUGUGUGUGUGUGUGUGUGUGAGAGAGAGAGAGAGAGAGAAAGAAACACGGUCAUAUAUGUUUUAACCUUCAGUUCCCUCCUCUGGUGAACAGAGACAAUGGAGGGAACUGAACCCAGAAUGUAAAAGGGUUGCUUUCAGAGUAAGAAAGAGAGGUGAUAUUAUAUGGACGUUGUUGUGUGAAUGAAGUGGAAUAAUGCUUGUGCAGUUACUUACAUGCACAGAGGUUAUUCCAGCUCAGCCCGAAACAAUUUUAGCACUGAUCCUUCUGCAGAGAGGCAUUAGUUUGGCACAAAAAGACAAGGCAGCUUUAGAAACAAGCAAGAUAAUAAUUUACUCAACCAUUGCUUGUUCAGUUAAUUGUCAACCAACCAAUCUGUGUAAUAAAAUCCUAAGAAUAAGCAGAAUAAGUCAUGUCAAAGUCUAAAAGCCUCAAAUGGCGUCACAAUCUGUACAACAUACAACACCCUGUAAGUAAGAGUACUGUUAAAAGCUAGCUGACAACCAGAGUAUUGUAACCCAAAUUGAGGUACACAUCCAUCACUGCAGUCAAGUCUAAUGGCUUCAUAGACUGGAGUGUAAUUUAAAAAUGGAAACAGAUAACAGUGCUUUUAUUCUGAAAUCUGUCACAUCCACAUGGCUGAGUGGUUGUUUUUUUUUAGGAGAGGGUGCUUGUGCAUGUCAUUUUCACCAGUGUACUUGACAUGUACCCUAAACUACUAUUGUACAUGCUCUGUGAUAUGUGUGCUUAUGUUGUUCAGACGUAGAACUCAUUAGACUCAUCCAAAGCCGUGCAGAGGAAUGGCAGUCAAACUGGACAAAAAGAAACAUUCAGUCGUUGAGCUCUAUACGUUCUCUGACAUUUAUUUUACACUUGUUGCGUAAAUGUUACAGGAAGUGUAUAUUGUCACUGUUUUAGUUUGUGUUUCAUUCCCCAUUCCCUCAAGAUCCACUUAACCUACCUCACCUCUACCUUCAGCCUUCUCUGUACCUAUGUGUGCACACAUACACAUACACAACUACACAUUAUCGGGUGCUUUUUGAACAGUAGAAAGUAGUCCUCAGCUCAACACAUUAAUUCAGUUCAGUAGAAAUGGUGCUUAUUUUUGAGGAAUCUGAGCUACUGUAAAAUUUAACACAAACCAGACAGACUUUAAUUGACUCAUAGGUUCUGCCAUGAUCAUCAACACACACACACACACACACACAGAUCAGUAGGGUAUCUGUGGCUAGCUGUUUGUGGUCCCACAGUUGGCUUUGUGUUUUUCCAGUCUACCUCUUCAGUUCAAAUGUUACCUAUCUGACUCUCUGGCCUUUCACUGCUGCCUCCCUCCUCCUGUGUCAGUUUAUGUUUGUCUCUCUGCACCUGUUUUAAGUUCCUUAUGACCAACUGCCUACUGUCAACCUGUCUGCCUGUGUUAUCUGUUGUACAUAGAGUUUCUGUCCUAUGUGAUGACUAAUCUGCCUCACAUCUGCCUUCUGCCUCUCCUCCUGUAAAUGUGCCCACACUAAUCUUUUUUUGGACCUACAGCAACUGUCUGUACUGUUGCGAGUCUUGACUGCUUACAAACAUUAACCGUUGUGCUUUUACCUCUGAAUUGGACAUUAUAGUGAGGGAUGCUGUGUUAAAUAUUUACAUCUUUAAACUCAACACAAUGAAAAAGGAAAUCUCUCAUUCUUCUUAUCAGUCCCCCACAACCAGACAUGAGGAAGAAGAACCGUCUUGAUUUCUGAUGUCCUGUUGUCAUAAUGUCAUACUGUGCUUCAGAGUGAACUGCAGCUUCAAAGUAUGAAACAUUAUCAAUAAUGGUUAAAAAACAUAAUACUAUUGUGAAUUCUGAAACUUGAGUUGUAUUUGCCUUUUAAUUUAUUUGCAGUUUGGGACUGUAAUGAUUUCUUUUACAUGCAGUCUAAUAAACGUUUUAUAGACUUUA